Messenger RNA from Cheilinus undulatus (humphead wrasse), 1937 nucleotides. RefSeq names its product coiled-coil domain-containing protein 106-like. The record is from RefSeq and is a predicted model, not a curated record. Gene Ontology annotation, cellular component: nucleoplasm. NCBI's taxonomy places the organism in Eukaryota, Metazoa, Chordata, Actinopteri, Labriformes, Labridae. The transcript has 8 exons. Bases 214 to 1287 code for a protein of 357 amino acids.
CAGACGCCAACGUCUCCGUCGAUUACGGAUAGCAAGCAUCUGUGAGGUCUAUGUAAGCUCAAUAGAUGAGUUUCUUCAAAGUGGAAAAAGCUGUUUUUAUGAACGCUUCAUGUUUCACACGAAACGUUAACGGAUUCUGAACUUACUGUUAUAAUGCGCAUGCGCCCGGUGCACGUGUUGAAAUCACUUAUAAUCAGGUAAUUGCUGCUGAAAAUGUGGUCGUCCAGCAGCAGAGGAGCAGUCAUGAAUCCUCCAUCCAGCAGAGAGGAAGCAAACCCGCCAGGGCACUACAUGCCGCAUUCUUCAUCAUCAUCAGGAGGAGGAGGGUUGUAUCUGGAUGCCUAUGAGGUCUCUUUCCCUCUGGAAGAGAGUUUGGAGAGACCACCUUCAUAUCACCUGAACCAGGGCCAGCAGAUGAUGGAGGAGCCUGUGGUGCAGGAGCCUCCUCCCUCUCAGUACAGCCCUUUCAUCCUGGUCUCUAACCUGCGAGCUCACCUGUAUGUCGCUCUGGAGAAAAAUGCCUGGCUGCAGAGGCGAAUCGAGGAGCUGGAGGAGGAGCGUAACUUUCUGCGGUGUCAGCUCGACCGCUUCAUCAUCAGCAUGAGGAGCCCCGAGGUGUCAGAGUGGUGUGGAGACACCCAGAGAGCUGUGAAGGUCCAACCCUCCUGCUCUCCCUCGCCUCCCUCCCCCAUGACCACCCGCUCUGGAAUGACUCUCAAACGCCUGCAGGCCCCAGGACCACGGCCCCGCCGCACCACAGCCAUCCCAGUCAAACAGGAGUUUCAUCUGGAGGAGGAUAAAUACUACACCGAGGACGAGUACGUGGAGGAAGAGGAGGAGGAAGAGGAAUAUGAAGACUCAUCCUUAGAAAAGGGGUCAAAGAAGAAGGGCAGAGUGCGAGCCAAUGGAGAGCCCAGGAUGAAGAUGAGGAGGAUCUUCAGGAUCACUCAUGGGAGAGAGAGACAGAGAGUUAAAGACCCAGAUGGGGUGUUGAUUCGUUACAAGAAGAUCCUGUCCACCUACCAGCGUGUGAGGAGCAUGUCCAGAGCCUUUCAGAUCCACGGCGUUGAUCGAAACACGAUGGCCUCCACCUCCCCCAUCGCAGAGCUACUGCUGGUGGCUCCAGAGAAGGUAGCAGAGGUCGGGGAGUUCGAGGCGUCGAAGGAGAAGCUUCUGGACUACGCUCGGCGGUGCUACAAGACAAUGGAUGAGCCGACGCACGCCAAAGUCCAGACCAUGAAGAAGACUCACAAACUGCUGCCGAUCUCUUACAGGUUCAGGAACUGAGUGAGGAGUAAAGGAUGGAUUUAAUCACACAGUUCUGCUAUGAAAACAUGAUUGCACUUUAUCUAUUUUUGUUAUUCAUUGUCCUUAAGUAAAAAGAUAAGAAAACUUAAAACAUUUAAUUAGGACUAAAUUUAAGAAAAUUAAGAGUUCUGGCAACAUGCUGCUUGAUUUUGUUCAUAUUUAUUUUUUAGUUUCCUAUUCUUCUUUAUGUGCAGCUGUAUUGUUGGCUGUUUUGUGUAAGAUUUUGAUUUUCAAGUGGUAAAAGUGUCUUUUGUCUUUCCUAAGGACUUAAAUGUUAUAAAUGAGCUAAAAGAUGCCUUAUAAUUUCAAAGGGUAGCGACUGGUCUUUCAGUGCCUGCAAACAUUUUUUAGAAACAAUUGUUUAUAUUAUAAACUGUUACAUUUUUUAUUUUCUGUUGUAUCAAAGGAAAGACAAAUAUUUAUUAUUUCAGAUAUUUUUAUUUGUUAAAUACAAACAGCUUGAGUUACAAAAAAAAGUGUCUUUGUUCUAAAAUCUCUGGGUUGUGCAGUACAAUGAAGUUAUCGAGAUUAUUGUUUGUGUUGAUGUUGAAGACUUCUGAUUUGUUAAAAAAAAAAAAAGUUGGACAUUUCACUUCAAACUGGAAAUUAAAUUAGUUUGAAUCUCUAAA